Cladophialophora immunda is the source of this 1149-nucleotide messenger RNA. RefSeq lists its product as uncharacterized. Gene Ontology annotation, molecular function: zinc ion binding; L-iditol 2-dehydrogenase (NAD+) activity. The coding region runs from base 1 to 1149 and encodes 382 amino acids. The transcript is spliced from 3 exons. Gene Ontology annotation, biological process: D-sorbitol catabolic process. The record is from RefSeq and is a predicted model, not a curated record. Lineage: Eukaryota; Fungi; Ascomycota; Eurotiomycetes; Chaetothyriales; Herpotrichiellaceae.
AUGGGACUUCCAUCAACGGUCAGCCGUGGGCAAUACCUCCUUCAUCCCAAGCAGUUACAAUUGAGGGAAGUCGAGAUAGGAAAGCUGGGGCCGGAGGAGGUGGAAAUUGCUCCUCGAUCAACGACCAUCUGCGGCUCAGAUCUGCACUACUACGCCCACGGUCGAAAUGGAAGCAUAACCGUCAAGGAACCGCUUUGCCUGGGACAUGAGUCGGCGGGUGACGUUGUGGCCGUGGGCACCGCCGUGAACGGCCUGCGACCGGGGGAUAGAGUGGCAGUCGAGUGCGGAGUGCCUUGUUCAGAAUGCGAACUCUGCGUUGAGGGGAGAUACAAUCUUUGUCCAAAGCUGCGUUUCCGAUCGAGUGGUUCCGCCUUCCCACAUUUCCAGGGUACGCUGCAGGAAAGGAUCAUCCAUCCGGCAAAAUGGGUACAUAGAUUGCCUGAUUGCUUGACCUUCGACGACGGCGCUCUGCUUGAACCGCUUUCCGUGGCUUGUCAUGCGGUGCGACGAGCCGGGGUGACACCUGCUUCUACUUGUCUCGUCUUUGGAGCUGGGGCGGUGGGACUACUUUGUGCCGCAGUGGCCCGGUCUAAGGGGUGUGCACGCAUUGUCAUGUGUGACAUUGACAAGCGCCGCGUCAACUUUGCCCUGCAGAAGGGCUUCGCCCAGGUGGGGUGGGUGGUGGACCGACGAAGAGCCUCCAACGUUGAGGAGGAAAUGGCCAAUGCACAAGCCCUUGCUCGAGAUAUUGCCUCGCAGAACUGGCCAGAAGGAGGGCCAGUGGGAAAGCCCUCAAUCACCUUUGAGUGUACAGGAGUCCCGUCAUGCGUCCAGAGCUCGAUUUAUGCCACCAAGUCCGGGGGCCGUGUCAUGUUGGUCGGGAUGGGCACCCCGAACCACACCUUGCCGCUAUCUGAAGCUGGGGCACGCGAGGUCGACCUGAUGUCGACCUGGAGGUAUGCCAACUGCUACGAAGAAGCGAUAGACCUAAUGACCAAGGUCGCGGAGGGGUCGGUUAAGCCGGAUAUCAGGGAGAUCAUCACCCACCAUCACAAGGGCUUGGAGAAUGUCCAGGACGCCUUCGGUUUGGCAGGAAGUUCCCAAGAUUCAGACGGGAAUCUCGUCAUCAAAGUCGUAAUCGAUACCUGA